This is a messenger RNA of Bolinopsis microptera, 3105 nucleotides long. RefSeq lists its product as uncharacterized. Gene Ontology annotation, molecular function: catalytic activity. NCBI's taxonomy places the organism in Eukaryota, Metazoa, Ctenophora, Tentaculata, Lobata, Bolinopsidae. The coding region runs from base 1 to 3105 and encodes 1034 amino acids. The record is from RefSeq and is a predicted model, not a curated record. The transcript has a single exon.
AUGCCACCCCGCAACUCGAGCUGUUCCGGGACUGCACCCGCCCAUCCCAUACCCGUACAUGAUGGCACCACAGUGGUUCAGCCAGAACUUUCCACCAUUGUCCUCUUAAAUGGGCAGAGCGUAUCUCCGGCAGCUACUAGCAGCUCUAGAUGGAAACUACCCUACAUCCAGGAAACCAUCAUCGAAGGAAGUAGCUGCCCCCCACCAUUCAUAGCCAUAACCGAGUCAUGGCUAAAGAGUUACAUCUCUGACGCUCAGGUGCAGAUAAAAGACUAUCAAUCGUUUAGAUCUGAUAGACCAGAGAGAGUAGGAGGAGGUUGCCUCCUCUAUGUUCAUGACCAGCUAGUGGUGACAGAAACCGAUCACUACGAGGAUAGAAGCAAUAACAUGGUCAUGUGCUAUGUUAAGUCAUGCAACACCCUUUUUGCUACUGUCUACAGGCCCCCUGGAGCAGAUACUUCAGGCUGGAAGAACUUACUAGACAGACUGCAAGCCAAAAUAGACGCGAUCUCAGAAAAUACAACGGUGCCAGACAUAUACGUUGUUGGAGAUUUCAACUAUCCAGAGAUAGACUGGGAACAUGGAGGCUUAAGAAGUGAAGCCAGGUGUCAUGAUUUUAUAGAGUUUAUAGACCGUAACUUUCUAACACAGGUCGUAAACCAGUCGACAAGAGAAGGUAGCACCCUAGAUCUUGUACUUACAAAUGUUCCUAGGUAUGUCGCAGAAGUAAAGGUGAACCCCACAUCUUUAUCAGACCACAGCUUGGUCGAAAUUCAGCUUGGUUUUAAUAUGACUGGAAGAAAGAAGAACGAAACCAGCAAGAUCGACCCAAACUCUUUCAGGGCAGUUGACUAUCACAAAGCCGAUUUUGUGGCAAUCAGUGAUUGCCUUCAGAAAGUCGACUGGCUGAAGCUCUGGGAACUCUGUGACGAGGACUUGAACGCUUUUCUGGAAUUGUUCAAGCUAACAGUGCUCCAGAUAACCUUGGAGUUCUCCCCAAAGAAAGAGAGUGCAGCGGAGAUUACCUCAAGAAAGAGAAGAGGGAAUAAGCACGUUUAUGUCAUGAAAAGAAGACGAAGGAAGAUGAAUGCUAGGAUACGUGCAUUACAGGAAAUGAAUCCUAGCUCGAGUUUAAUCCCUAAACUGAAGACGGAGGUUUCACUGCUGUGUUACUCCAUACAGGAAGGGACCCUUGAGAAACUGAACAAAAAAGAACUCCGGGCAGUCGAUGCAAUAAAGAAGAACCCCAAAUAUUUCUUUUCGUAUGCCAAGCGUCUCCAGAAGACCAGAUCUACGAUCCCGGUGUUGAGAGAUGAGACUGGGGCAUUAGUGGACGACCCCAGUAUCAAGUCAGAGUUACUUCAGAAGCAGUACCAGAAGGUAUUUAGUAACCCUAUGAGUGCCGAUAUUGAUGAAUGUAUGAAGAGUCAAGGAUUACCUCAGGGACUGGAUUCCGGAUUCAACGAGCUAAGCUUCACAAGAAAAGAUAUCAUUGAAGCAUUAGGAGAACUGGAUCCCUAUUCGGCCGCACCUGACGGAGAGAUUCCUGCUAGGAUACUCACAGCCUGCAAAGAACAACUUGCAGACCCGCUUACACUCCUCUGGCAGGAAUCGUUCAGUAGUGGGUAUAUACCAGCGGAAUUAAAAACCCAAUAUAUCACCCCUAUCUAUAAGAAGGGGGACAGAACGGACCCAGCAAACUAUAGACCAGUGUCUUUAACCUCGCACAUCAUAAAGACAUUUGAGCGUGUAAUCAGAAAAAACCUGGUUCGUCAUUUGGAAGAGAACAUGAUGAUCAAUACGAACCAGCAUGGGUUCAGAAAAAAGAGGAGUUGCAUGACGCAGCUUCUCAGUCACAUCGAACAGAUCUACAAAUCACUCAACAAUGAUGAAGAAGUUGAUGUGAUUUACCUCGACUUUGCCAAAGCUUUUGACAAGGUCGACCAUGCAGUGCUGCUAGCCAAGCUUGGUCGAUACGGAAUUGGUGGUCAGGUUUUAAGGUGGAUCAAAGAGUUUUUGCUAAACAGAAAACAAACAGUCGUUGUUGAAGGUCGCAAAUCAUCCUUCCAGCCAGUGGCAAGUGGGGUGCCACAAGGGACAGUCCUAGGACCGAUCCUAUUUAUCCUGUACAUCAACGAUCUGUUGAACAGCAUUAGCUAUAGUAACGGAUUCAGCUUUGCAGACGACACAAAGCUGAUUGGGGCUAUCCGAGGAAUGAGUAGUGUGGAGUUACUGCAAGAUGAUCUCAACAUAGUCAUCGAGUGGUCACGUGUUAACAACAUGGAGCUACACGAACAGAAGUUUGAGGUUGUAAACUACCCCCUGAAUGGAUCAAAAGCUCUAAGAGAGCUCCCGUUCUACCCAGAGACUGUUGAGUAUACUAUACCAAAAGGACACGCAAUAUCACCACAGGAAACUGUCAGAGACCUUGGAGUGUAUGUUAGCAGCAGUAGGUCAUGGGGUCCUCACAUUGAGAAGACAGUUCAAGGAGCUAGAAAAAUGGCGGCUUGGACAUUGAGUGCCUUUAGAGACCGGUCACAAGUAGUCAUGCUGACUUUAUACAAAAGCAUGGUUCGCUCCAAGCUAGAGUACUGCUGUCCAGUCUGGAACCCUACAAAAGUCACAGAGAUACAAAAGCUGGAGACUGUACAGAGAUCCUUUACUAGAAAGAUAUCUGGCUGCCGUGAUCUCCAGUACUGGGACAGGCUGAAGAAGCUUAAGUUGAUGUCCCUCCAGAGGCGGAGAGAGCGUUAUUCUAUUAUUCAUGUAUGGAAAAUUCCUAAUGAACAUGCUCCGAACGAUACGGGCUUCGAGUUCAAGUCUCAUCAAAGGCAUGGUAUUAAGGCAGAGAUCCCAGCCAUGAACAAAAGCGCACAGUUGUCGGUAAGAACAGAUUACGACAACAGCUUUAGAGUUAGAGCAGCUCAGCUCUUCAACGUGCUCCCAUCGGAGCUCCGGAGUAUCACAUUGCUAGACAGUUUCAAAGUUGGUCUAGGCAGAUUUAUGGAACAGUACCCAGACACACCACCGGUUCCGGGCUACACUCCGACAAACGAUAACUCAAUGCUGAGCUGGAGGAGGACGCACUCGAUGCAGUUGUCCUGA